Molecule: messenger RNA, 2118 nt
Organism: Dovyalis caffra
Lineage: Eukaryota; Viridiplantae; Streptophyta; Magnoliopsida; Malpighiales; Salicaceae
Source: the annotation of a GenBank genome assembly
AUGGAGACUCAACCAGACAAGAACAAGUACAACAAUGGUGAAGACAAAACAGUAACAACAAUAAAAACCCUACGUUCUCAACUAGAAUCAAGAAUAGAAACCCAACACAAAACCCAACUUGACUUGUUAGCUUCUCUUCAAGAUUUAGUACCCAACAUUGUUUCCUCUCUUGACUUGUCUUUACAAAUUGUCUCUUCUUUCAAUAACAAACCCUUCACCCCAACGCCGCCAUUACCAGCUCCAAUAGCAAGAGCCCACCUUGAAAUUGGAUCAAAUUUAAGGAAUCCUAAUGAUCCACAAGCUAAGUUUGACUCAAGACCUGAAAUUUUGGGCGAAAGUUCGAAACUUGAGAGAAAAGAUGGAAACUUUGACACCGAUGAGGAUGAGAGUGGAAGUCCGUUGGCUGUUGUGAGAGUAAUGGUAGCUGAAUGUUUGCUUCAAAGAGUGCCUUUUAAUCCAAUUGAUUCGUCAACUGUUUUGAGGAAGUUGGAGAAUGAUCAGAAUGCCACCGAAGCGGAGAAGGCGGCUAUUAGGGAGGUUGGAGGUGAGUCUGGAGCGAUUCUGGCGGUGGAAAUGGCUUUGAGAUCAAUGGCAGAAGAGAAUCGUGGGAUUGAGCUUGAGGAGUUUGUGGUAAGUGGUAAGUCUAGAGUUAUGGUAUUGAAUAUUGAUCGAAAUAGGUUAGUGAAAGAAUUGCCUGAAAGUGCACAAUAUAUACAGAAUUUGGAAUUGUCGAAUUCUAGUGAAUUUAACCAGAAUCAGAGUAAUGGGGUUGUUAAUAACGCUAAUAAUAAUGGGGGGGUUGAUGUGAAUGGCAAUGGAAUUUAUGGGAUUGGAGGGCUGGUUUCGGCGCAGAGGCCAAUGAUGGGGGAUAUGUGGAUGGGUGGUGGUGGGGAUAUGUGGCCGAGGGGAGGGAUGGUGGGGCCUAGAGGUAUGAUGAUGGGGCCGAGAGGGAUGAUGCAGAGGCCGCCAGUGCCUUUGCCAAUGCAAUCGCAGCAGCAGAAGCAAAGGAGUGAGGAGGAUGAAAUGAAGGAUUUGGAGGCUUUGCUGAACAAGAAGUCGUUUAGGGAAAUGCAAAAAUCGAAGACCGGAGAGGAGCUUUUGGACCUCAUUCAUCGGCCAACUGCGAAGGAAACUGCUGUGGCUGCUAAGUUCAAAACCAAAGGUGGUUCUCAGCUAAAGGAGUACUGUUCAGCCCUAACAAAAGAGGAUUGUAGACGUCAGUGUAGUUCCUUUAUUGCAUGCGAGAAGGUUCAUUUCCGUCGAAUUAUUGCUCCACAUACUGAUGUAAGUCAAGGGGACUGUUCAUUCCUAGACACUUGCCGCCACAUGAAGACUUGCAAGUAUGUUCAUUAUGAGCUUGACCCAACACCUGACGUGUCUCCUAUGGCAAUGGGUGCUGCAGCACUUCCUCCUCCCAAAGCUUUAAAGCCCCAGCGUGCUGAAUAUUGUUCAGAAGUAGAACUUGGUGAACCACAAUGGAUUAAUUGUGAUAUUCGUAAUUUUAAGAUGGAGAUUUUAGGUCAAUUUGGUGUUAUUAUGGCUGAUCCGCCAUGGGAUAUUCAUAUGGAACUGCCUUAUGGGACAAUGGCUGAUGAUGAAAUGCGCAAUCUGAAUGUCCCUGUGUUGCAAACUGAUGGCCUAAUUUUUCUUUGGGUUACUGGACGUGCUAUGGAGCUUGGACGUGAAUGUUUAGAACUUUGGGGUUACAAGCGUGUUGAAGAGAUUAUUUGGGUAAAGACCAAUCAACUUCAGCGAAUAAUUAGAACAGGCAGAACAGGUCAUUGGCUUAACCACAGCAAGGAGCAUUGCCUUGUUGGAAUAAAGGGAAAUCCAGAAGUAAACAGGAAUAUUGACACUGAUGUCAUAGUUGCUGAGGUUCGAGAAACGAGUCGGAAGCCAGAUGAGAUGUACCCUCUGCUGGAGAGGAUAAGUCCCAGGACAAGGAAGCUGGAAUUGUUUGCCCGCAUGCACAACACUCAAGCAGGGUGGAUGUCCCUUGGUAACCAGUUGGAUGGAGUGCGGUUGGUUGAUGAGGGUCUGCGAGCAAGGUUUAAGGCUGCCUACCCAGAUGUUGUGGUGCAACCCCCUCUCCUCCCCGAGCUUCUGCAAUGGAAAUAG